Callorhinchus milii (elephant shark) is the source of this 554-nucleotide messenger RNA. Its product is annotated as lectin-like. Lineage: Eukaryota; Metazoa; Chordata; Chondrichthyes; Chimaeriformes; Callorhinchidae. Gene Ontology annotation, molecular function: signaling receptor activity. Bases 1 to 525 code for a protein of 174 amino acids. The transcript has 5 exons. The record is from RefSeq and is a predicted model, not a curated record.
AUGCCAAAGAAGGACAGAGCUUUCUAUGUGCCACCUGCUGAAAGCAAAAGCACAUCAGAUUAUGGUGGGAAAAUUGAAUCCCUUUGUUAUGAAACGGGUAUCUGCAAGGGACCCUGCCUGGAAGGCUUUGUUAGUUAUAAUGGAAUCUGUUCCAAGUACAUCCAUGAAAAGAUCAAUUGGAUUGAUGCAGAGUUGUUCUGUCAAAACCUGGCCAAAGGAGGGCAUCUCGCCUCUGUGCAUUGCCCAUUGGAAAACUUGUUCCUCUCAGCCCUCAUACAGAUCUCGUACCACCAUGCAGACACAAUGACAUGGAUUGGUGCUAGUGACUGCUAUAAAGAGGGGACUUUUCUGUGGCUGGACGGUUCACGGAUGGACCACAGCGAAUGGUAUUACAACCAGCCUGAUGAUGGGAAGCAGAAGGAAAACUGUGUGAUGAUGAAUAAAAACAAGAACGGGCUGUGGUUCGACGCUGACUGCUCUCAAGAGUAUAACUUCAUUUGCUCCUACAAAUUGAGCAAUAAAUAGAUUAAUACUUAACCUGCAAAUCACUUUGA